This is a messenger RNA of Uloborus diversus, 1234 nucleotides long. RefSeq lists its product as uncharacterized. The transcript has 6 exons. The record is from RefSeq and is a predicted model, not a curated record. NCBI's taxonomy places the organism in Eukaryota, Metazoa, Arthropoda, Arachnida, Araneae, Uloboridae. Bases 1 to 1188 code for a protein of 395 amino acids.
AUGUCACGUAAAAGUUACUGUGACUUGUCGAGGUGGGGGCAGAUGAAGCGUCUCAAAAAAGAGGUAGCUACUGAUGCCCAAAGGAAAGUUACAGAAAAAUUGCAAGAGGAUAGUUUUGGUGCUUGUGUUUCUGGUAUUAAAAACACUGAAAUUUGUGACAAAGGUUAUGGAGGGUCUAAUAAUAGUAGUUUUGCACCACUUUCUCAAGAAUCUGUUCUUGAAGAAGAAAAUGAAUGGCCUCCAGUUGAGGAUGAUUCUGAUGAUGAUUCAUCCCCCAAUCUAACAGAAAACUCAUAUAGUGAUGCAAUUCACUAUCUCCGUAUGGCGGAAGAUACAUCAUCUUUAGAAACAGAAGACGAGGAUAGGCCUCGGAAAAAAAUUCGAAGCCGCAAAUUCGCUUACAGCUCCGAGGAAGAAAACAGUGAAACUUUUUCGCCUCCCAAAAAACCUGCAGGAAAAAAGGUAGAGGUGGAUCAAUAUCCACCUCCAUACAAUUUUGAAAACUUGCCAACGUCACCCCAAGCAGCAUCACAACGUAUUUUGUCUGUUUCCGAUUCGAGGAGAGAAAAAGCUGUAUUGCCUUCGCCCGACAUCAGCUGUCAUCGAGAAUCCUGCUCAAGUCGAAGUACUGACUUUGGAAAGAUUGUUGCAUGGAUGGGAGACGUGUCAGAGAAAAUACUGACCCUCAAUGAUCUGCUAAGAACUGUGCUACAGAACCAGGAAGAAUUAAAAAAUUUAGCCAAAAACAAGAUUGAAAGAGAGCUAGAUUGUGUGGAGAACUUUGAAAGAUUCCAGAGCUUGCCAUUGUGUACAGAUGAAGAAUUCAUCAAAUUAAAUGAAGAGAUGGCAAAAGACAAAGAGGUGUGGAAUUCAAUGGCAAAGGUUUUGAUAUCCGUUGGAGGAAAGGAUAUGAGAACCCACAUAAAUAAUAUGCUGAGACGGGUGUUGGCGGACGAAGUUGCAGAACUUUACUCCCUUAGUGGCAAAAGCCUCUCAAAAAAUGUAACGAAGAAGCAAUUUCUGACGACUGAAUUAACAAAGACAAUUUUUUAUGCUUGUCGCAGGGUGUACAAAGAUCAGGGAACAGACUCAGUAAUAAAGCUAGCAAUAGGAGACUGGCUCAACCAAGCCAAAGUCAGAAGAACCCGAAGGAUGCAAAGACAAGAACAAAAUGUAUCUGAAUUAUAAAAUGUAUACAAAUUGAAAGCUUUUUUUUUUUUUUUUUGUAAAAAUG